This is a messenger RNA of Mya arenaria, 558 nucleotides long. RefSeq names its product 40S ribosomal protein S19. Lineage: Eukaryota; Metazoa; Mollusca; Bivalvia; Myida; Myidae. Gene Ontology annotation, molecular function: RNA binding; structural constituent of ribosome. The record is from RefSeq and is a predicted model, not a curated record. The transcript is spliced from 5 exons. The coding region runs from base 80 to 529 and encodes 149 amino acids. Gene Ontology annotation, biological process: translation; ribosomal small subunit assembly. Gene Ontology annotation, cellular component: ribosome; cytosolic small ribosomal subunit.
GGGUUUGCAAGGACUUAUAUUAUCACACAAUUGUAAAUCAAUAUAACCCCUGAAUAAUAAACAAAAGGGUUUAUUUCAGAUGGGCAUCUCGGUGAAAGACGUGAGCAGUCAUGAGUUCACCAGGGCUUUUGCAGCCUUUCUGAAAAAGUCCGGGAAGAUGAAGGUCCCAGAGUGGACAGACUUUGUGAAGACUGGCAUGUUCAAGGAACUGUCUCCCUAUGAGCCUGACUGGUACUUCAUCAGAGCAGCCUCAAUCUGCAGACAUCUGUACAUCAGAUCACCAGCCGGUAUUGGAUCUUUUGAGAAAAUCUAUGGAGGUCGCCGUAGGCGCGGAACAGCCCCCAGCCACUUCUGCAAGGCUAACGGCUCAAUCUCCCGCAGACUCCUCCAGAGUCUUGAGGGGCUCAAAAUUGUCGAGAAGGAUCCCAACGGUGGUCGCCGCCUGACCUCCCAGGGCCGCCGUGAUCUUGACAGAAUAGCCGCCCAAAUUGCCCCAAAGAGGGCACCAUCAGCACCCAAAACUGUUUGAUCUGUUGUAAAUAAAGAGAAAAAACACUA